UCCCCCUCAGCCGGCCUAGCAUUGAACUCAUUCACUCUAAUUGGAUCAAAGUCAGUUGUCAGCUUUUUACCCGCAAGGUACUUCCGCGCUUUGAAGAUUUGUUUACAGUUCGCGCGCCUUUAGAUUUAUAGAAUCAUUUAUCAAAAUGUUGUUUCCUAACGAUGAAAAACUUUCGAAAUCAUCAGAUUCAGAAUAUAAAAGGUUAAUUGUACCCUAUGUUAAUAAGUCGUCGAGAUUUAUGCUCAAAUCGAAGAAUUAUGGAAAACAGUAUGCCCACAUUUAUGCCUCACGAUUGCGAGAGAUGACUGAAUUGCUGAAACCAAUAGUCGAGAAGAAAUGGGGAACAGAGUAUAAAAUUAAAAAAUUGUCGGAAUUACGUGAAGAAAAUCCUGAUAAGUGCGUGGUUAUUGGGACUCUGUUCAAGCAUCAGCAAUUGAAACCCAGUAUUUUGCGUGAAAUAUCUGAAGAGAACCAGCUUGCCCCGCAACCACCCCGUUCAAACUUUGUUGACGAAAAUGAUAAACUGAUCCUGGAAGAUGAAUUGCAGCGUAUCCGUCUACUCGGCAAAGUUGAGGUUCAUAAUUUGGUAACAGGUGUAGUCUGUGCUGUGCUAGGAAAAGACAGAUACAUUGAAACUGAUGGACGUUUUAUGGUCGAUGACAUUUUAUUUUAUGAGAGCGGACCUCAAAAAUCGUUGAAAACGCUAGAGGACUCGCCUUUGCUUGUUUUAAUUUCUGGACUAGAUCUGUCUUCAUCUGAUGGGCUUUCCAUGUCCUUAGAACUGUUUCAACACUGGUUGUUUGGUAAUAUUGAUGGAUACGGUAGUGGUAGCGACUGGGAAUCAGCAUCAAUAGUGAGAGUUAUAGUUGCAGGCAAUUCGAUCCGAACAACACCGGAAGUCAAAGAGAAAACUCUUCAAACUCGUGCAGCUGAAUCAACCAACACCCUAGACGCGGUCAAAAGUUGUGAUAAACUCUUUUCAAAUUGGUCAGAAUCGGUUUAUGUGGAUCUUAUGCCUGGAGAGUUUGAUCCGUCUAACUAUAUGCUACCUCAACAACCAUUGCACAAUUGUAUGUUCCCAGAAGCUUACAAGCAUAAAACUUUCCAAAGUGUUCCAAAUCCAUAUGCCUGUGAGGUGGCUGGCAGAGAUAUCGUUGGAACGGCAGGACAAAAUGUUAUGGAUAUUAUGCGAACAUCUAAAAUUGAUGAUCCUCUUGAGGCAUUGAAGUUGUUAGUAAAAUGGUCGCAUAUUGCACCAAGCAGUCCGGACACAUUGCCUUGUUAUCCAUAUGUUGAAGGAGAUCCAUUCAUUUUUAAAGAAUGCCCACAUGUUUGUUUUGCUGGGAAUCAGGAGGAGUUUAAGAAGGGAUAUUAUAAUGGUGAAAAUGGAAAGCAAACUCUAGUCGUGAGCGUUCCUUCAUUCAUCACAACAAAAUCUGUGGCUGUUGUUAAUCUUCGCACCCUCGAAUGUAACCAGAUGAGUUUUGAGGUGAAUGGGAUAGAGGAGUGAAUAAAACACAUCAAAUGUAAUAUAAUUCAUUUUGUAUUUAACGUUUCUCUUUUACUUAACAAUAAAUUUAAAUGACUUUUUUA
Molecule: messenger RNA, 1593 nt
Organism: Hermetia illucens (black soldier fly)
Lineage: Eukaryota; Metazoa; Arthropoda; Insecta; Diptera; Stratiomyidae
Gene: PolD2
Product: DNA polymerase delta subunit 2
Exons: 8
Coding region: 146-1510 (454 amino acids)
Biological process (GO): DNA strand elongation involved in DNA replication; DNA replication
Cellular component (GO): delta DNA polymerase complex
Molecular function (GO): DNA binding
Source: RefSeq, a predicted model, not a curated record